Molecule: messenger RNA, 789 nt
Organism: Seminavis robusta
Lineage: Eukaryota; Bacillariophyta; Bacillariophyceae; Naviculales; Naviculaceae
Source: the annotation of a GenBank genome assembly
AUGAGUGACUUGGCACCAGAGAUCCAAAUGCCCCAGGUGCUGGAACCACUUCUGUACGCCACAAGAUGUGUCUCUAUCAAGCUUUCUGGACCAUGUCUCCCCAAGGUUGCUACGGCUCUGAAAUCAAGUUCACUGUGUCGGUUGGAAGUGGUGGAUCUCUCAGACUCUGGGCAGUGGCAAGCCCUUGCUAAAAUUGUGUCAGGACAUUCCACUCUGGAGUGCUUGACCAUACAGCUGGAUGAUGAGUCAAUGACUUCAAGUGUCCACACCAUCAAUGCCAUCAAUGCCUUGAAAGAAAACACAGCCUUGAAGAGCCUGAAUCUUGACAAUGGGUCUGUGUUUGCUAACAUAGUCGAGCCCAGCAAGGCAAUGUUGCGGGCUAUUCUUUCUCUUGUCACAGAGAACCCAACAAUCGAAGAUAUCCAAUUCAGUGCUGAUCAAUUUGCCUUUGGCAGGAACAGCUUUUUGGAGAAGAAGACCUUUCUCUUGAAGUGGAAUGGUGUGGGCAGGAAUCUAUGGCAGAAUUCUGCCAAGUCGGAAUUGCCAUGGAUUGAUGCCUUGUCCAAUGCAUCUCAUGAUGUGCGAGCACUGUUCCAUUUGCUAUCCAAAAAUCCAGCACUUUGUGGUUCAAGUCCUCAGCUGAAGAGCUUGUUUGGUAGAAAGCGAAGCAGGGAGCCAACUUUUGGUGACCAUGGGCCUAACGUCCGGCCGUGCAUUAGGUCUGUUGGCGAUCUUAGCUGGUCUCCUUUCCACGAGGUUAUCGAUUUCAGGUUCUUCGAUCUCAGUUAG